AUGGCUGGUUAUCCAGACCUCCAAACCUUCGGGCUCAUGGGCCACCAGGGAGAGGAGGGAGGGGGGGGGGAUAGAGAGGAAAUACGUUACCUGGGCUCGCUGGAAGCCUUCGUGUCGUGCAGCACCAGGCCGCAGAGCAGCUUGGUGAUCGGCUGGAGGGAAAAGGAAAGCAGGAGUCUACGAGUCACUUCUUUCUUUACCAAGAGGGGUGUGUGGGACCUGGACCACCACUGUGAACUCAAUCUGAUAGCCACAGCAGGUGUGGAUCAUCAGGUCUUGCUGUGGAACCCGUAUGUGACCUCGGAGCCGGUUUGUGUGCUCGGCGUGCACACGAGCCCCGUCACCGCGGUACGCUUCAUGCAGACCAAGCAACAGCUGCUCAGCUACUCCAGAGAUAAGGUCCUGUGUCUGUGGGAUGUAACUCAUCAGCUGUGUGUUCAUCGUCUGGCCGGUGUCUUCCCAAAGACCCAGGAGGACGCACACACGCUCCUGUUUCUGCACGAGGAGCGUCAACUCCUCUUGCUAUCCUUCAACAGUCUGCUUCUCCUGCUGGAGACGACGAAGGAGGAGAAGAGGGCCAGCAGCCAUGAGCACCCUGUUACCUGUGUGCUGUAUAACAGUCUGUUCAGACAGGUAGUCAGCAGCGACUCUGCCUCCUCUGUGAUCUGCUGGCUGCCCGACACGGGCCAAAAGGUCAAGCAGUUCCACCGCUGCCAUGGCAACGCCGAAAUAUCCACCAUGGCCCUGGAUGGCACGCAGACCCGGCUGUUUACUGCAGGCACUGACGGAGAGGUCAAAGUGUGGGACUUCAAUGGCCGCUGCCUCCACAGAAUGAACGCCGGCCUGGGUCGGUCUGUGGGGAUCUCGCAGAUCCUGCUGCUGAAGAGGAGUAUACUGGUGAUGGGCUGGCAGAGGAUGUUCACAGUUUUCCGUCUGCAUUCCUUCUCGCAGUCUUUUGUUGAACCGUCAGAGUGGAAGGGAGGCGUGCAGCAUCGCAGCGACGUGCUCUGUGCCGCAUUCCAGCCUCCACAGACUCUGGUCACAGGAAGCUACGAUGGAGAGAUGAUCGUGUGGAACAACAGCACAGAAAAGGCUUUGAGGAAACUGCGAACACAUGCUGAACACAAAGAAGCUCAUCUCCCAGAUGCUCCUCUUGGUGGAGAUGGAAAAGAAGACUCCGAUAACGCCAUAACGAGAUUGUUCUUCAUCCCUGGACGCACAUCUGCGGCGGCAGCCACAGGUGGUGCAGACUUGGUGUCGUGUGGAGCUUCAGGUGUGGUCAGACUCUGGAACACCGCCCACGGCUGCCUGGUGGGACAGUUCACAGCUCACAACGGGGACCUGGGCUCUAUCGUGGCGACUGUCAGCCCCUGUGGAACAUAUCUAGUCACAGCUGACAGAGAGGGGACACUCAAGACUUGGGACAUACAGCAUUAUUGUCUUGACCCAGAUGACGGGGAAACCAAAGAACCUCCAAACCCAUUGUGUAGUUUCCGCCCACACCUUGAUCGCGUGACACACCUGGAGAUGUGUCUCCACCGCGACAGACUCGUCGUUCUGUCGGCGUCGUCGGACUGCAGCGUGGCUCUGAGCUACCCGAGUGGAGACACCGUCGGUCUGUUCGGACAGGAGGAGCAGUGGUGCUUGGAGAGAGCUGGACAUCUGCCCGUGCAGCAGGAACCAGAGCUGAACCAGAGAGAGCAGGGAGGGAACACCUCCAUCUCCCAGUGAGACACUCCCUGACCCAGGACCUGACACCUGUGCAAAGGGUGGAGAGGUGGGAAUAAAAGACGAGGGAGAGGACUGUGGGACGGACGCAGGAGUGGACAGGAGAAGAGUUGAGUGUCUGAAGUGCAUUGUGCUGCUUCACUGUGAAACGUCAUGUUGAGUGGGAUUUCAGAGGAACAACCCAAACAUUUGAUCUUUCAGUUAAACUAAUAAAACUAAGCUAUUGUCGAUCAUGUCGUCAAAAGAUUGCAGCUUUUUCACAUUUUUAUUUCUGUACCUCAGGACAGUGUGGUGUGUAGCUGAAGAGUCAUGCUGCCUUUCACAACUACAAAGAAUGAAAUAGCCUUCAACAUUUUUCGGGGGAAUUAGAGUGCGACAUAAAAUGAAAGUCCGUAAAAGCUUGAAUCCUCAAUCCCCCCCCCCCCCCUCCCUCCAUUCAUUGCCAGUGGAGUAGCUCCAGGCUACAUUUGGCACCAUGCAUUUUAUUCUCUGGUUUUCCACAUUUGUGAGAUAGAUUUUUAUGCCACAAAUACUGAUAGGACUGUUCUUGUACUUUGAUAUUUUAAUCAUUAAACUAAACCUUAAAGACGUCUCCAAGUGGAUAUUUAUGAUGGUUUACUACGAGUUGACAGACUACGACACAUAAAAUAGUGCCCAGAUUCAGCCUGACUGACAAUUUAGUGUUCUGUUUGUCCUCAUGCCUUUUUUUUGUAACGUUGUCUUAUUGACUUUUUGCUUAUAUACACACAUGUUUUCCCCAAAACACUUUACUGUUAUUUGAUGUCGUACUGAUUU
Messenger RNA from Cottoperca gobio, 2523 nucleotides. RefSeq names its product WD repeat-containing protein 49-like. Gene Ontology annotation, molecular function: protein binding. Lineage: Eukaryota; Metazoa; Chordata; Actinopteri; Perciformes; Bovichtidae. The transcript is spliced from 12 exons. Bases 1 to 1731 code for a protein of 576 amino acids. The record is from RefSeq and is a predicted model, not a curated record.